AUGCAAUUGCCGAUAAUUUCGUCCUCCUCGGACAAAGCCAUGAGUUUAUACGCAACGGGCUUCAACGCAUGGAACCAGCUUGAUUUUGAAUCCUCACCGAGUGACCAAGAGUCUGACGAUUUGUUCACUUUCACAAAAGUUCUAACAGACAAGACGAUUGAACAUAUUGUUCCAAAGAUACAUUAUACCGCAGUGCAACGAAAUAAGACAUGGGCGUUUGCCGGGUCAUACCCCAACAAGCUUCUCUAUCGUGAAGCCAAAACUUGCCUGUUCGACACACCAAAUGCCGAAUCAGGAGAUGGAAAAAUCUUGUCUGUUCAUGGCUCAACCAUUGUUCAGUAUGCGUCUUUAUCUGCAUGGAAGGCCGACAAGUGCACUGAAACCUGGCCUUGUGAAUCUCCGGUCCGCCAAAUAGAAGCUUAUGAUACCGGUUUCGUGGUUCUUCUUGAGAAUGGGAUUGUUCUGAGCUGUGGUGAUCCUCGAUUUCGAGACUGCCUUGGCCGCGAGGUUGACGAGUCACGUCCUGCCAACGUACCCAAUGCCGUAGAAGAUCUCAAUGACCUUGGUGAAUCCAUCAAGAAGGUGUCUGCAAGAGGAUACGCCAUCGGAGCACUAACAGAAAGCGGCGGAAUGUACCUCUGGGGUAUGAAACCACCCGGUUCACAAAGUCGACACGCCGCAUUCACUGAUCUUGGUUCUAUACCAAGCUACGUGGAAGUCGAUGGAGAUAAAGAUGUACAAGACUUUGCAAUUGGAGAGUCACAUGCGAUCGCCCUUACUACUGAUGGUUGCAUUUAUGUUACAGGAAAUAACACUGAUGGUCAGAUUGGUCUUGGCAAAUCCAAGAGGAGGCGGUGGCUGUUGAGGCUGGUCCAAGGGCAUCUUUUAUAG
Molecule: messenger RNA, 891 nt
Organism: Fusarium venenatum
Lineage: Eukaryota; Fungi; Ascomycota; Sordariomycetes; Hypocreales; Nectriaceae
Source: RefSeq, a predicted model, not a curated record